Molecule: messenger RNA, 5445 nt
Organism: Phragmites australis (common reed)
Lineage: Eukaryota; Viridiplantae; Streptophyta; Magnoliopsida; Poales; Poaceae
Product: myosin-17-like
Exons: 39
Coding region: 421-5010 (1529 amino acids)
Biological process (GO): actin filament organization; vesicle transport along actin filament
Cellular component (GO): cytoplasm; actin cytoskeleton; myosin complex
Molecular function (GO): actin filament binding; microfilament motor activity; ATP binding
Source: RefSeq, a predicted model, not a curated record
CGGAAACAGCGCAUUUCAGGACCAGAGCAGAAUUCCUCGAUUCUUUCGAACCGCAAGAAAACUAAGCAGUGCGUAAUUACCGUUUCUACCCUCCACUCUCUCUCUCCCCCCUCCCCUCCCCAACUCGCCGUCGCAGCGCACGAAACCGCCGCGCCGUCAUCACCGGCGGCAAUACCACAGGCAGUCGAAGCGAUCGCGAAGCAACCGCGCGAAUCGCGCGGAAGAGAAGGGAAAAACGGGGCGGAGGAAGGCGACAAGCGACAGCAAGCAGCAGCGAGGGGGUAGGUGAGUAAGCGUGGGGAGACGGAGCAGAGGUAGUCCAAUUCGCCGCCCCGACGGACGCCGUUAUCACCGGCGGCGGCGCCCCUCCGCUGGAGCCGACGGAUCCGUGGUCUCCUCCGAUCCGAGCCUUAUCCGCCCAUGGGAACUCCAGUUAACAUCAUUGUUGGUUCUCAUGUUUGGGUGGAAGACCCAACUCUAGCUUGGAUAGAUGGUGAGGUUGUUAGCAUAAAAAACAAUGAAGUUCAUGUGCAGACGUCGAAUGGGAAAAAGGUUACUACAGACAAAUCAAAAGUUUUCCCCAAGGAUAUGGAAGCUCCGCCAGGAGGAGUCGAUGACAUGACAAGACUAUCAUACUUACAUGAACCUGGUGUUCUACAGAAUCUUGCUACCCGAUACGAACUGAAUGAAAUAUAUACAUACACUGGCAGCAUUUUGAUAGCGGUAAAUCCAUUUCAAAGAUUGCCACAUCUUUAUGAUACACACAUGAUGGAACAAUACAAGGGUGCAGAUUUUGGGGAGCUGAGUCCCCAUGUCUUUGCAAUUGCAGAUUCUGCUUACAGGGCAAUGAUAAAUGAAGGGAAAAGCAAUUCUAUAUUGGUCAGUGGUGAAAGUGGCGCUGGCAAGACUGAGACAACAAAGAUGCUUAUGAGAUAUCUAGCACAUUUAGGUGGGCGGUCCGGAGUAGAAGGACGAACUGUAGAACAACAAGUUCUAGAGUCAAACCCGGUUCUUGAAGCUUUUGGUAAUGCUAAAACCGUGCGGAACAAUAACUCGAGUCGCUUUGGUAAGUUUGUUGAGAUCCAAUUUGACAAGACUGGGCGAAUCUCGGGAGCUGCUAUCAGAACUUACUUGCUGGAAAGAUCCCGUGUGUGCCAAAUUAAUACUCCGGAAAGAAAUUACCAUUGCUUUUAUUUCCUUUGUGCCGCACCACCUGAGGAUACUCAGAGAUAUAAGUUGACUGAUGCUAGAUCUUUUCAUUACCUGAACCAAUCAAGCUGUAUUGAGGUGGAAGGGAUUAAUGAUGCCGAAGAAUAUCUAGCAACGAGAAGGGCCAUGGAUAUAGUUGGAAUUAACGAGGAAGAGCAGGAAGCUAUAUUCAGGGUUGUAGCAGCUAUACUUCAUCUUGGUAAUAUAAAUUUUGCCAAGGGAACAGAAUUUGAUUCAUCUGCAAUCAAGGAUGAUAAGUCCAGGUUCCACCUUAACACUGCUGCAGAACUGUUGAAGUGUGAUUGCAAUAAUUUGGAAAAGGCACUGAUAACACGAGUAAUAGUCACACCUGAAGAAAUUAUUACCAGAACACUUGAUCCUGCUUCUGCACUUGUUAGCAGAGAUGCAUUAGCUAAGACAAUAUACUCCCGACUGUUCGAUUGGAUUGUGGAAAAAAUUAAUGUCUCCAUUGGACAGGACCCAAACUCAAAACAGUUGAUUGGUGUGCUUGAUAUCUAUGGUUUUGAGAGUUUCAAAGUUAACAGUUUUGAACAGUUAUGCAUCAAUUAUACAAAUGAAAAGCUGCAACAACAUUUUAACCAGCAUGUGUUCAAAAUGGAACAAGAGGAGUAUACCAGAGAAGAGAUAAACUGGAGUUACAUAGAGUUUGUUGAUAAUCAGGAUGUGCUAGACUUGAUUGAGAAGAAAGGUGGAUUGAUUGCACUUCUGGAUGAAGCAUGUAUGUUUCCUAGAUCAACACACGAGACAUUUGCGCAGAAGCUGUAUACAACAUUUAAGAAUAACAAGCGGUUUGCCAAACCAAAGCUUUCACGUACAGAUUUUACAAUCGUUCAUUAUGCUGGCGACGUGACAUACCAGGCUGAUCAGUUCUUGGACAAGAAUAAAGAUUAUGUAGUGGCUGAAUAUCAGGAUUUGUUGAAUGCUUCAUCAUGUCCGUUUGUAGCUGGUUUAUUCCCUUCACUCCCUGAAGAGACAUCAAAGUCUUCAAAAUUUUCAUCCAUUGGAGCACGUUUUAAGCUGCAACUUCAAUCUCUCAUGGAGACUUUGAGCUCUACUGAGCCCCACUAUAUUAGAUGUGUGAAACCAAAUAAUCUCCUCAAGCCAGCCAUUUUCGAGAACACAAAUGUUAUACAACAACUACGAUGCGGAGGUGUUCUUGAAGCUAUCAGGAUCAGCUGUGCUGGAUAUCCCACAAGAAAAACAUUUUAUGAAUUUGUUAAUCGCUUUGGUGUUCUUGCUCCUGAAGUUCUAGAAUGGAGCAAUGAUGAUAAGAUUGCGUGCCAGAAGAUUUUGGCAAAAAUGGGUCUGGAGAAUUACCAGAUAGGAAAAACAAAGGUGUUUCUGAGAGCUGGGCAGAUGGCUGAUUUGGAUGCACGUAGAGCCGAAGUAUUAGGAAGAGCAGCAAGAAUUAUACAGAGACAAAUAUGUACAUAUAUUGCUCGAAAACAGUUUGCCGCGCUUAGAAGAUCAGCAACACAGCUGCAAUCUUUUGUUAGAGGAACAUUGGCUCGUAAGUUGUAUGAGUGCAUGAGGCGGGAAGCAGCUGCGGUUAAAAUACAAAAGAAUGUGCGCCUCCACAAAGCACGUGAAUCUUAUUUACAACUGCAAGCAGCUGCAGUCAUGCUGCAGACCGGCUUAAGGGCAAUGUCUGCUCGCAAAGAAUUCAGAUUCAGAAAGGAAACUAAAGCAGCUGUCCAUAUCCAAGCUCGAUGGCGCUGCCACAGAGACUAUUCACAUUACAAGAAUCUGCAGGGUGCAGCUCUUACUUACCAGUGUGCCUGGAGACAAAGGCUUGCAAGAAGAGAUUUAAGAAAGCUCAAAAUGGCUGCGAGGGAAACAGGGGCCCUUAAAGAGGCCAAGGAUAAACUUGAGAAGCGUGUUGAAGAGCUAACCUGGCGUUUAGGACUGGAGAAGCGAUUAAGGACUGACCUUGAGGAAGCAAAAAGCCAGGAAAUGGCGAAGCUGCAAGAGACAUUGCGUGAUAUGCAGAUGCAAGUUGAAGAAGCAAAGGCUUUGGUUGUUAAGGAAAGAGAAGCAGCUAGAAAGGCAAUUGAAGAAACACCUCCAGUAAUCAAAGAGACUCCUGUAUUGGUUGAAGACACAGAAAAGAUUAACUCACUGACAGCCGAAGUUGAACAACUGAAGGCUCUGCUGGAAACUGAAAGGCAAGCAACAGAAGCUGCAAAGAGAGAACAUGCUGAAGCUGAACGGAGAAACGAAGAACUGAUUAAGAAAUUUGAAGGUGCAGAGAAAAAGGUCGAGCAACUUCAGUACACUGUCCAGAGGCUGGAAGAGAAAGCAACAAAUAUGGAGUCUGAGAACAAAGUGCUCCGUCAACAGGCUGUUGCAAUUUCUCCUACUGCAAAAUCAUUAGCUGCAUAUCCCAAGUCUCCUUUCCAGCUGAAAACUCCGGAGAAUGCGAAUGCUCUGAAUGGGGAGGUGAAAUCAACACCAGAUGUCACUCCCAUCUCUCUCAAUCCCAAAGAACUUGAGGCUGAGGAGAAGCCACAAAAAUCACUUAACGAGAAGCAACAGGAAAAUCAAGACCUGCUGAUCAAAUGUGUAUCACAAGAUCUGGGAUUCUCCAGUGGUAGGCCUAUUGCUGCUUGUCUUAUCUACAGGUGUCUUCUACAUUGGAGAUCAUUUGAAGUUGAAAGAACUGGUGUUUUUGACCGUAUUAUUCAAACAAUAGGCACUGCCAUAGAGGUCCAGGACAACAACGACAAGCUAGCAUAUUGGCUCUCCAAUUCAUCCACAUUACUACUACUACUACAACGAACACUGAAAACAACUGGAGCAGCUGGACUCACUCCUCAGAGGCGCAGAUCAUCUGCUGCAUCAUUUGGGAGGGUGUUUUCGGGAAUUCGAGCUUCACCACAGAGUGUUGGGCGUCCUUUUCUGGGCAGUCGCUUGAUUGGAGGACUAGGUGAUCUUCGUCAAGUUGAAGCCAAGUAUCCUGCCCUGCUUUUCAAGCAGCAGCUGACAGCUUUCCUUGAGAAGAUCUACGGAAUGAUAAGAGACAAUUUGAAGAAGGAGAUAUCUCCGUUGCUUGGUCUUUGCAUCCAGGCACCAAGAACAUCUCGUGCAAGUCUAAUUAAAGGAUCUCGUUCUCAAGCAAAUGCCUUGGCCCAACAAACUCUUAUUGCUCACUGGCAGAGCAUUGUGAAAAUAUUAACAAACUACUUGAAUGUUUUGAAAGCCAAUUAUGUCCCUUCAUUCUUAAUCAGCAAGGUGUUCACUCAAAUCUUUUCAUUUAUUAAUGUUCAGUUGUUUAAUAGUCUGCUUCUUCGACGAGAAUGCUGUUCAUUUAGCAACGGAGAAUAUGUGAAAGCUGGAUUGGCAGAAUUAGAGCAGUGGUGCAUUUAUGCAACUGAAGAGUAUGCAGGUUCGUCCUGGGAAGAAUUGAAGCAUAUUAGGCAGGCUGUUGGAUUCCUUGUAAUUCAUCAAAAGCCAAAGAAAACGUUGAAAGAAAUCACCAACGAUUUGUGCCCUGUCCUUAGCAUACAACAGCUGUAUCGAAUCAGUACAAUGUAUUGGGAUGAUAAAUAUGGCACCCACACUGUUUCGUCAGAUGUCAUCUCAAGUAUGAGAACAAUGAUGACAGAGGACUCGAAUAAUGCAGUGAGCAGUUCUUUCUUGUUGGAUGACGAUUCAAGCAUUCCAUUUUCUGUGGACGACAUCUCGAAGUCGAUGACAGAAAUCGAGGUGACAGAUGUUGAUAUGCCACCUUUGGUCCGGGAGAACUCUGGGUUUACCUUCCUACACCAAAGAAAGGACUAACUGGGUGGUUCUUCGAAUUGCAAGUCUCUUUCACAUUCUUUUCUCCACUCAACAUGUGCAUAACUCGUGUACAUACUCAGGCCUUUUGUUUUCGACUGAAUCAAGUCAUUUAGUCUGGUCAGGGUAAUUUUUAGAGCUGUUUGUUAUUAUCGUUAGCCGUUAGGUCUUCAGUUUGAUUGAUUGGUUCUUUCUUCAAUUUUCUCCCCGCCCACCCCUUUUUUUGGGAAGGGUCCAAGUUUAUAUUGUAUUGGAGGGGUCGGAUGCCCCUCCCUGGUCAGGACCUCGAGCUGCUAUUGGAAAAGCUCGUGGACCUUCAGCGUCUGGAAAGGUUUUCCACUGCAACGAGUCGGUCAUCGUGUCAUCAUUCAUAUGGAUCUUCACCGUAUUGUAAACUGCAAAGAAGAUUAUAGUUGAAAAAAAUUACAGUGACAGCAA